Heterocephalus glaber (naked mole-rat) is the source of this 1880-nucleotide messenger RNA. The record is from RefSeq and is a predicted model, not a curated record. NCBI's taxonomy places the organism in Eukaryota, Metazoa, Chordata, Mammalia, Rodentia, Bathyergidae.
UGCAAACUACCAUGUGAACAGAUUAAACAAUCACUUAGGAAGAAAUAAAUGAUAGGCCCAGAUUCAUGAUGGAAUUGACCAAUAAGUUUUAUUUUCCCCACUCCAAAGACCAUUUUACCUGCAUUAUUCUGCAUUUUAAGUGAAAGUGUACAUGUUUUUCUCCAAGAGACUCAUUUAUUUCAGAUAUGCAUGAAUCACAGUACAAUGUAAAAUUUCGGAAAUUUUCCCCAAAAAAACUGAAAUAGUUUAAACUUGCAAGAUAAACAGCAGCCUGUUCCACGUACGAUGCUGUACCCCUGUGAUUAAUCUCUCUAGAGGCUGAGGCAGGAGAAUCACCGCGACUUCCAGGUCAGUCUGAACUACACAGUGAGUUCAAGUCCAACAAGGCCAUACCCUGGCUUCCAGAAGAGAGGGAGAGGAGAGGGUGAACGAGGGAGAGAGAGAAAGAGAGAGAGACACACAGAGAAAGACAGAGAAAGACACGUAUCCUGACAGGUGGACUUGCUUCAUCCUCGUAAAUAGACAAAAAAAUUUUAGCGCUCUAAAAGCGAUGAGUGAAGAAAUGAACCAAGACAAACAAUGUAGUCCUUGACGCUUUCCCUUUCCUCCCUAAGGGCUGUCAGCGACCACCUCCGGUUGAGGCAGGCUGUGCUGUUACCUCAGGCUCCUCCCCUCUCGUCCACUCCGAGCAGGAGAAAAGUGUGCGAAAGGGCAGGAAGCACAGUUUCCGCCCCUGCGCUUGAAGUUUUUAAACAGGUCCGCAAGCCUAUUAUAAAAGUUUUGUCCUAGGACACUUAAAAGUAGUGUUGUUUGUUUGGUAGUUGCAAUGUUCGAUGUGUUUGGCCGGGACAAGGGCGGCAAAGUCCUUGACAAAGGCCGCGCCAAGCGCCACCCCAAGGUGCUGCGCGGCAAUAUCCAGGGCAUCACCAAGCCCGCCAUCAGCCGCCUGGCCCGCCGCAGCGGCGUCAAGCGCAUCUCUGGCCUCAUCUGCGAAGAGACCCGUGGGGUGCUGAAGGUCUUCCGGAUGGAGACCAUGAUCCGUGACAUCGUCAUCUAUGCAGAGCACGCCAAGCGCGAGACGGUCACGGCCAUGGACGUGGUCUACACGCUCACGCAGGGACGCACGCUCUAUGGCUUCGGCGAACUCAGUUCCUGUAUAAAUAGAGAAGCCAGCCAGCGUUUCAUCCGCCUGCUUUCUGUUUGCUCCAUAACUCACACUAAGCAAGCCGCCCGAAAGUCCACCUGCGGCAAGACCCCGCGCAAGCAGCUGGCUACCAGGGCUGCCUGCAAGAGCGUGAAGAAGCCGCACCGCUACCGGGCCGGCACCGAGGCGCUGCGCGAGAUCCGACGCUACCAGAAAUUCACCAAGCUGCUGAUCCGCAAGCUGCCGUUCCAGCGCCUGGUGCGCGAGAUCGCGCAGGACUUCAAGACUGACCUGCGCUUCCAGAGCUCUGCCGUCAUGGCGCUGCACGAGGCGUCUGAGGCCUACCUCGUGGGGCUGUUCGAGGACACGAACCUGUUGUUGAUCUCUUCACAACUGCUCGCUAUGUCUGGACGUGGCAAGGGAGGUAAGGGCCUUGGUAAAGGCGGCGCCAAGCGCCACCGCAAGGUGCUGCGCGACAACAUCCAGGGCAUCACCAAGCCCGCCAUCCGUCGCCUGGCACGCCGCGGCGGUGUCAAGCGCAUCUCCGGCCUUAUCUACGAGGAGACGCGCGGGGUACUGAAGGUCUUCCUGGAGAACGUGAUCCGUGACGCCGUCACCUACACGGAGCACGCCAAGCGCAAGACGGUCACGGCCAUGGACGUGGUCUAUGCCCUCAAACGCCAGGGACGCACGCUCUACGGCUUUGGCGGCUAAGCCUCCCUAGGAUUCAACCCGA